UUUGUUUUUUUCAAAUAUUUUUAUAUGGCAUGACCCGAAUAGAACUUUGGCAAGCAAAUUAAUAAAUCGAAAAGCAAAUGUUAAUGGCUGGGCAAAUGAAUGUGGCUUGAUGGAUGGAGGGGGGCAAUUGGCCCCUUAACGAUGAGUGCCGGAUGUAAAAUUUACUUUAAGGAUAUGAAUAUGGCCCAUAGCAUAUGAGAACAAACGGAAGAGCUUAAAAAACAAGUACAAAAAAAUAACCAAACAAAAAAAAAACAACAGUACCAACAACCAACCAGCAACAAUCCAACCAACAGAAGAAGCAGCAGCAACAACAACACUAAAAACACAGCAACACUGCCAGCAACAGCAAUAAAAAAACCAUUCAACCCGAAAGACGAGAAAAGAAAGGGGAAGAAAGUGAAAGACGCCGAAAGAAAAGUAAAAGCCAAAAGCCGAAAUUGUAAACGUUCCCAUGUAAACACUUGAAAGCUCGUUAGGAUAAUACAUCCUGGCUGGAGCAACAUACACACACACAUACAAUCUCAUCUGCCACUCCCUUAACCCGUGUGUGUGUGUGUGUGUGUGUGUGAGUGUGCGUGUGUAAUCAUGCGACAACAUAGUCUGAGUAGCCAUAGCUGGAGCUACUCCCAUUGCCACCGGGUCUCACCUUCAUCUCACCGUAACGCCUCUUCUUUUGGGCCAUUGCCAUUGCAUAGUCGCGCUUCCGUUUCCGUCUACGCUCACUCGCCUCAUUUCCGCUGCGGCUGCAAUUAAGCGAACUAACCCCCCGAAAAACUACACUACCAACUAGCAACAGCAACCGUUGGAGCAACAACAACAGCUACAAAAUGGCACACGAGACUAACUUUAAUGAUGCUCUAGACUAUAUAUAUAUAGCGAAUAGCAUGAAUGACAAAGCCUAUUUAAUAGCAGAUCCUCAACCAGAUCCAAAAGAUGAUAAUGACGAUGAUAACCAUGUACUGUUAAAUGAAGAGGAAGAGGAAGGCGACGAGGAGGACGAUUUGGAGGAGAAUAGUAAAAAUAACAACAACAGUAACAACCAUCACUAUUACAACGAUGACAAUGAUUUGCCAACUGUCAGAUCCUUGGACGGAAUCAUUCCCAAUACAGAUACGUCAACCAGUUCACCCCUGGCCACGGCAGCCUUUGCGGCAGCCGCUGCAAGUGCUUCAGUUGCCGCUGUUGCUGCCCGCAUAACUGCGAAGGCGGCACAUCGAAGUUUGGCCAACAAUAGGGCGACAGCGGCAUCAACAAUACAAUUGAUCGAUGUGGACAAUAACUAUACAAAUGUGGCUGUUGGCCUGGGUGCCAUGCUAUUGAAUGAUACACUCCUACUCGAGGGCAAUGUGAACGAUACGGCAUUGAGCAUAUUUGGUGAAUUUGUAAAUCGUAGCGGGCAAUUGGCAAACGAUAGCACAGCUAUCAAUGUCACUGCCAGCAAAGUGGAUGUCGAUGCUGAGGAUGACUUCACGCAAUUGCUGCGCAUGGCCGUUACAUCGGUGCUGCUGGGCCUGAUGAUACUCGUCACCAUAAUUGGCAAUGUGUUUGUCAUUGCGGCAAUUAUAUUAGAACGAAAUCUACAAAAUGUGGCCAACUAUCUGGUAGCUUCAUUAGCUGUAGCUGAUCUAUUUGUUGCCUGCUUGGUGAUGCCUUUGGGAGCUGUGUACGAGAUAAGCCAAGGCUGGAUUCUUGGUCCGGAAUUGUGUGACAUUUGGACAUCAUGCGAUGUUCUUUGCUGUACGGCCUCGAUAUUACAUUUGGUGGCCAUUGCUGUGGAUCGCUACUGGGCGGUGACUAACAUUGAUUACAUCCACUCGAGAACAAGCAAUCGUGUCUUCAUGAUGAUCUUUUGUGUUUGGACAGCGGCCGUUAUUGUCUCCCUGGCACCGCAAUUUGGCUGGAAGGAUCCAGACUAUCUGCAGCGUAUUGAACAACAAAAAUGCAUGGUCUCACAGGAUGUGGCCUAUCAGGUUUUUGCCACCUGUUGCACAUUCUAUGUGCCAUUGCUUGUCAUUCUGGCUCUUUACUGGAAAAUCUAUCAAACAGCACGCAAACGCAUUCACCGACGACGACCGCGGCCCGUCGAUGUGGCGGUCAAUAAUAAUCAGCCCGAUUCAAGUGCGGCAACGGCAACAGAUACGAAACUUAAUCGACUGAGGCUACGCCUUGGCAGAUUCUCAACGGCCAAGAAUAAAGGCGGAAGUGGAGCUACAGCCUGUGGUGGCGGCGCCAGCGGCACCGCUCUGGGCCUGGUUGAAGGCAACUCAACGAAUACGGUGAAUACAGUGGAGGAUACUGAGUUCAGUAGCUCGAAUGUGGAUAGCAAAAGUCGCGCUGGCAUUGAGGCUCCUAGCACUUCAGGCGGUAGUCAGAUAGCCACUGUGUCCCACCUGGUGGCCCUGGCUAAACAGCAGGGCAAGGCAGCAACCAAACCACUCGCGACUACUCCAGCAGGUGGUGAGAAGGCAACAGAAUCAGGACAGACAAGCGAGAGGGAGGCGACAACCACAACCGCAACAUCAGCAGCGGUAUUGACGGAUGGUCACAACGAGCAGAAUCAGGCGAACGGCGAGGCUGGAGCGGCAGCAGAAGCCGCGACGGCAUCGGCAUCCGCUGAUGGUGUUGUUUCAGCCUCCUCUUCUGCGGUGGAGGUGCUCGAGGAUCCGCAUUUGCAACAGCAGUUGGAACAAGUGCAGCAGCAACUACAAAAAACUGCCAAAACUGCUGGCGGUGGCGGCGGUGGAGGUGGUGGUGGUGGUGCCAGCACAUCAAAUGCCACAACAAUUACAUCGAUAUCAGCGCUAUCGCCCACAACGCCACCACCGCCGCCGCCGCCAGCAUCCACCCAGGCCUCAGCUGGACCCAUGACAGCCAAGACCAGCACGCUGACAAGCUGCAACCAGGCACAUCCGUUAUGCAGUUCAGUGAGCUCUGUUCCCGUGACGCCCGAGACGCGGACUAAGCAGCCGCCAACUGCCUCACCGGCACCCACAACCCACCAUCAGCAUCAGCAACAGUUGUCCAGCAUAGCCAAUCCCAUGCAGAAGGUGAACAAACGGAAAGAGACGCUCGAGGCGAAACGGGAACGGAAGGCAGCCAAAACAUUAGCCAUCAUCACGGGUGCCUUUGUCGUUUGCUGGCUGCCAUUCUUUGUCAUGGCCCUGACCAUGAGCCUGUGCAAAGAGUGCGAAAUGGCAAUUAGCGACACGGUCGCCUCACUCUUCCUUUGGCUGGGCUAUUUCAACUCCACCUUAAAUCCGGUCAUCUAUACAAUAUUCAGUCCGGAAUUUCGACAGGCCUUCAAGCGGAUACUCUUUGGCGGCCACCGACCAGUCCACUAUCGGAGUGGGAAGCUCUAGAUAGUGCAUGCGAAGAGGCGAAGAAGACGCUUCUGCUAAGGGCGGACAACGCCAGUAGCCUCUUCGGCGAGACAAAAGAAAAGUAAUUCCAACACCACCACCACCACCACCAACAGCACCACCAGCAACCACCAUCCAAAUUCCAAAUGCACCUCCAAACCGAGAAUGCGAACGCUCCCCUUCUUCCCACUACUUCUUCUUCUUCUAGAUGUAUACCAAAAAGAUGACUCCAAUUCCAGUAACAUAUGAUAAUUGUUUAAGUGUAAAUAAGUUCAGCUAAAUGUGGUUAAACAUAUAAUAUUAAAUAUAUAUAUAUAUAAAAAAAAAACGUUAGUUAAGUAUUUAGCUAACUAAAAUUUUUGUAAAUGACAA
Drosophila willistoni is the source of this 3734-nucleotide messenger RNA. RefSeq names its product 5-hydroxytryptamine receptor 2A (gene 5-HT1A). Gene Ontology annotation, biological process: adenylate cyclase-activating adrenergic receptor signaling pathway. Gene Ontology annotation, cellular component: membrane. NCBI's taxonomy places the organism in Eukaryota, Metazoa, Arthropoda, Insecta, Diptera, Drosophilidae. The record is from RefSeq and is a predicted model, not a curated record. Bases 831 to 3362 code for a protein of 843 amino acids. The transcript is spliced from 11 exons. Gene Ontology annotation, molecular function: G protein-coupled amine receptor activity.